UUUAGAUAAAAAGACACUCCCACUACCACAGCCUCUUUCAUCUGUCGCUAUAUACUCUACACGCCAUAGCUACUCUCCUGGCACAGACGGCGAGUGCCUAAGAAAGAGAGAGAGAGAGAGAGAGAGAGAGAGAGAGAGAGUUGAUGAAGAAGAUGGUUCAGAGCUCCAAAGGAAGCAAAUGGGUUUUUCAAUUUUUGCUUCUUUUUUCUCAUUUAGCUGCUGCAAUCCCAGUAGAAGAUGGUCCACUGCCGAACGGUGAUUUUGAAACCACGCCAUCGGGUGGUUUCCCAAACGAGGCAAUAGUAGAUGGGCCCACCACGAUCCCCAGCUGGAGAUCGAACGGCACAGUGGAGCUUGUAGAGUCGGGGCAAAAACAAGGUGGGAUGAUCCUCAUCGUACCGCAAGGUAGACACGCGGUGAGAUUGGGGAACGACGCGGAGAUCAGCCAGGAUCUGAAGGUGGAGAAAGGUUCUUUGUACGCCAUCACGUUCAGUGCGUCUCGCACGUGCGCGCAGUUGGAGUCGUUGAACGUGUCGGUACUGCCCGCAUCGCAGGCGAUAGACCUGCAGACAUUGUACAAUGUGCAAGCGUGGGACCCGUACGCGAUGGCUUUCGAAGCGGAGGAUGAGGAUGUCCAGUUGGUAUUUAAGAAUCCCGGAAUGGAGGAUGACCCCACCUGUGGGCCCAUCAUUGAUGAUGUCUCUAUCAAGAAGCUCUUUACUCCUGACCGCCCUAAAGGCAAUGCAGUGGUUAAUGCUCAGUUUGAAGAAGGUCCUUAUAUGUCCAGAAAUGUUUCACUUGGUGUGCUUCUCCCCACCAACCUUGAUGAAGAAACAUCUGCAUUACCUGGUUGGAUUGUUGAAUCAAAUAGGGCUGUUAGGUACAUUGACUCGUACCAUUUCAGUGUCCCCGAGGGGAAAAGAGCUAUCGAAUUGCUUUCUGGCAAAGAAGGCAUCAUCUCACAAAUGGUUGAAACUGUAACGAACAAAGAAUACAGCUUGACCUUUGCUCUAGGCCAUGCUGGGGAUAAAUGCAAGCAACCUCUUGCAGUCAUGGCCUUUGCGGGUGAUCAAGCGCAAAACAUCCAUUACACGCCCGAUUCUAACUCAACCUUUCAUACAGUUAGUCUGAAUUUCACAUCCAAGGCCGAGAGAACCAGAAUUGCAUUCUAUAGUGUGUAUUAUAACACAAGGACUGAUGACAUGAGCUCGUUAUGUGGACCGGUCGUGGAUGACGUAAGGGUGUGGUUUUCUGGCUCUAUAAGAAAUGGGUUAGGAGGGUUAGGUAUAAGGCUUGUUAUUGCCAUUUGGGUGGUUGUUUUGGUUUUGUUUUAGUGUUGGUUUGGUUAGGAAGCUUUACGUAUAUGGCAUGGUUUGGUAGGUGUGGGAAUGGGAGCAUUAGUAAACCACAUUCCUUUGUCCUAAUGUAGUAUGUGAUAUUUUGCUUUGUAAUUUGGCUAUGAGAAUGAAAAAUGAUGAGCAUGCCUUUCUAUUUCA
Molecule: messenger RNA, 1496 nt
Organism: Ziziphus jujuba (common jujube)
Lineage: Eukaryota; Viridiplantae; Streptophyta; Magnoliopsida; Rosales; Rhamnaceae
Product: protein DUF642 L-GALACTONO-1,4-LACTONE-RESPONSIVE GENE 2
Exons: 3
Coding region: 144-1334 (396 amino acids)
Cellular component (GO): plasma membrane
Source: RefSeq, a predicted model, not a curated record